AUGACACCAUAUUUAAAAUUAAUACAUCUAACAAAAGAUGGAUCUUUACAUGUACUCUAUUUCAUCUACUAUGUUGCAAUGUGGAUCGUUGGCAUAUUUCAAUCAUUUCCUUUAUUCCAUCGUAUACUAUUGUGUGUAUUGUACAGUAUCGUUUUCGUAGCAUGUUUGUUCCGUAUGAUCUAUGGAUCACCUAUCAAACAUUUAAAUCAUCUUUUUGUUUAUACAAACAUUGAUCUAGUCGGUCAUCCGCUCACCGUCACUGUCUAUGUCGACAAUAUCGGCUUGGAUCUCACCCUUGUAAGCUUCCAAGAGGUCGACUUGGACGGCGUAGUCUUGCGGGAGCACCUGGUCAACUCGUGGACGCCAAUCGUCGCGGGAGAGGAAGAUAUCCACUAUGCAACCUAUCUCGAACCAUAUGUUUCGAUCAAUGCAACCUUUACAACAUUUAACAAGUAUAAAAAGGUCAAGUUUGCAGACGUCGAAACCGGCUAUGAACCAGACACCAUCAAGGUGUGGGCCAAAAUCAAUGGCUGGGACUUUUUGUCGUCGGUCAAUACGAUACGUGUCGUCUAUCGUGCCCAACUGUCGUUCGUGCUCGAGCCAGGUGAAACAAAUGAGUGCUCACUGAUAUCGGGCGAUACUCUUGUCCUACCCGCCUAUGACGACUUUAAUGGUCUCAGGUACAUGACGGUGCACUAUCACGGCGUCGACUUUUACUCUCGUUUCAAUGACCGCGCCAUCAUGGACGGUGUCAUUGGGUACACUCGCACCUCUGUUAUCAACUCCUCAAAUGACGGUGUCUAUAUUGGCCUUCAUCUGCCGCACUUUAUACACACGUGUGAGUUUGAUCCAGACGUGUCCGUCCUACUCACAAGCAAUUCCUUGGGUGCCGAGGACUGUGUCCUUGGACGAGGCGGUGGCAUCUUUGACGGAGUCAACGUUGUUCCCAAAAAGGGUUGGUUGCUGCCCGUCGUCAUUGCAGUUCCAUGUUUUGUAUUGGUCACUCUCUUUGCAUCCAUUAUCAUGAUCAAUCGUAAAUUCUAUAUUACCAAACAAGAUGGAAGGUUUAAAAUAGUUAGUCGUACAGAUAAAAGUUCUGGAAGAAGAAGUACAACUACUCGUAGUAAUAGUAGUAGUAGUAGUAAUAGCAGUAGUAGUAGUAGUAGUAGCAGUAGUAAUGGUAACAAAGAUAAUAGUAAUAACAAGAAUAGUAACAAUGAUAGUAAUAGUAAUAGUAGUAAUAGUAAAAGUAUGUCAAGUAGUAAAGAAGAAGAAGAUGGUCCAAAUAGUAUAUAA
Molecule: messenger RNA, 1296 nt
Organism: Cavenderia fasciculata
Lineage: Eukaryota; Evosea; Eumycetozoa; Acytosteliales; Cavenderiaceae
Exons: 3
Coding region: 1-1296 (431 amino acids)
Source: RefSeq, a predicted model, not a curated record